Symbiodinium sp. CCMP2592 is the source of this 1575-nucleotide messenger RNA. The record is from the annotation of a GenBank genome assembly. Lineage: Eukaryota; Dinophyceae; Suessiales; Symbiodiniaceae.
AUGCCUUCCAGCCAGACAGCAGCUUGCCUUGCCGCUGCGGCGGCCGCCGGCCUUGUGGCACCGGCUUUCGUCCCCGUGUUUGGAGGUGCUCGGGGAGCAACAGCUCCGCAUCUGCGCGGCUCCACUGCAGCUGCAACAGGCUUCGGUGCCACUGGUGCAGUUGCUGGCGGGGCUGUUGCAGUGGCUGCGAUUGCCUCGCUGCGGUCGGUGCGCCCGGCACGCACCGCGCAGAAGGCAGCUCGUCGCGACCUGGCCGUGGCCUACGAGGAUUCUGGCAUCGACCUCCUUGACAACGGCAAGUUCGCGCAGGGCCUGGUGGGCGCCGAAGGUGCCUGGGGGCGCUUCGAGUUCGACCCCUUGGGCUUCUCCACGAAGACGGAGGUUGUUCCCUACCUCCGCGAGGCAGAGUUGAAGCACGGCCGCAUCGCGAUGCUUGCAUGGCUCGGCAUGGUUGUGCCGGACUUCGUCCGCCUGCCGGGUGAGAAGUUCUCCUUCGAGGCGGUGCCAGUCUCCAUCGAUGCUCACGAGGCGUUCCGUGGUGCCACCGGUGUCAACGCACAGAUCUUGUUCUGGAUCAGCAUCGUGGAGUUCUGCUGCGCAAAGAAGGUCUUCGAGUGGAACUCUCUCGAGGUCGCCGGCGACUAUGGCCUGACCAACUGGUUCCCCAGCGAUGAAGAGGGCCAGAAGAAGAUGCGUCUGGCCGAGCUCAAGAACGGGCGUCUGGCCAUGCUUGCUUUCGCCGGUGCUGUCACGCAAGCCGCCCUGACUCGAAAAACCAAGAAUCCGAACUUCGACGCGGUGGCAGGCCUUGCCGCUGCGGCGGCCGCCGGCCUUGUGGCACCGGCUUUCGUCCCCGUGUUUGGAGGUGCUCGGGGAGCAACAUCUCCGCAUCUGCGCGGCUCCACUGCAGCUGCAACAGGCUUCGGUGCCACUGGUGCAGUUGCUGGCGGGGCUGUUGCAGUGGCUGCGAUUGCCUCGCUGCGGUCGGUGCGCCCGGCACGCACCGCGCAGAAGGCAGCUCGUCGCGACCUGGCCGUGGCCUACGAGGAUUCUGGCAUCGACCUCCUUGACAACGGCAAGUUCGCGCAGGGCCUGGUGGGCGCCGAAGGUGCCUGGGGGCGCUUCGAGUUCGACCCCUUGGGCUUCUCCACGAAGACGGAGGUUGUUCCCUACCUCCGCGAGGCAGAGUUGAAGCACGGCCGCAUCGCGAUGCUUGCAUGGCUCGGCAUGGUUGUGCCGGACUUCGUCCGCCUGCCGGGUGAGAAGUUCUCCUUCGAGGCGGUGCCAGUCUCCAUCGAUGCUCACGAGGCGUUCCGUGGUGCCACCGGUGUCAACGCACAGAUCUUGUUCUGGAUCAGCAUCGUGGAGUUCUGCUGCGCAAAGAAGGUCUUCGAGUGGAACUCUCUCGAGGUCGCCGGCGACUAUGGCCUGACCAACUGGUUCCCCAGCGAUGAAGAGGGCCAGAAGAAGAUGCGUCUGGCCGAGCUCAAGAACGGGCGUUUGGCGAUGCUUGCCUUUGCAGGCGCUGUCACACAAGCGGCACUGACCCGCCACCCUUUUCCUUGGCUGUAUUGA